UCCUUGCAGAGAGAAGCUUGCUCAGAGUGGUUACUGAAAACAGGAACCUGCCCUUCUGCAAGCCCUGUGCCUUCCUCGUUCCUAGCAGAGGAAGUAUGCGGCCAGUUUAGCAACUGCAGUUCUUCUGGGUAGCAUGGGCUGCUUCUCCACAACCGCGAGAGGCCCGGCUGCCUGUUUAUUCCGGAGCAGCAGCAGUUGACAGACGGAGAGGCAGUGACUCUGCGCCCAGCAAUCCCUCUGCAGACAGCUCCCACAGGAGUCAUGCCCAGUGUGUGAAGGCUCUGGGCAUCACCAGCGGCCCCAGGGAAAAAGAAAGAAAUGGGAAACAGCAUGAAAUCUGCCCCUGCGCCUGCCGAGAGGCCCCUGCCCAACCCAGAGGGACUGGAUAGUGACUUCCUUGCCGUGCUGAGUGACUACCCGUCUCCUGACAUCAGCCCCCCGAUAUUCCGCCGAGGGGAGAAACUGCGUGUGAUUUCUGAUGAAGGGGGUUGGUGGAAAGCUAUUUCUCUUAGCACUGGUCGAGAGAGUUACAUCCCUGGAAUAUGUGUGGCCAGAGUUUACCAUGGCUGGCUGUUUGAGGGCCUGGGCAGAGACAAGGCCGAGGAGCUGCUGCAGCUGCCAGACACAAAGGUCGGCUCCUUCAUGAUCAGAGAGAGUGAGACCAAGAAAGGGUUUUAUUCACUGUCGGUGAGACACAGGCAGGUAAAGCAUUACCGCAUUUUCCGUCUGCCCAACAACUGGUACUACAUUUCCCCGAGGCUCACCUUCCAGUGCCUGGAGGACCUGGUGAACCACUAUUCUGAGGUGGCUGAUGGCCUGUGCUGUGUGCUCACCACGCCCUGCCUGACACAAAGCACGGCUGCUCCAGCCGUGAGGGCCUCCAGCUCACCUGUCACCUUGCGUCAGAAGACUGUGGACUGGAGGAGAGUGUCCAGACUGCAGGAGGACCCCGAGGGAACAGAGAACCCGCUUGGGGUAGACGAGUCCCUUUUCAGCUAUGGCCUUCGAGAGAGCAUUGCCUCUUACCUGUCCCUGACCAGUGAGGACAACACCUCCUUUGAUCGAAAGAAGAAAAGCGUCUCCCUGAUGUACGGUGGCAGCAAGAGAAAGAGCUCAUUCUUCUCAUCACCACCUUACUUUGAGGACUAGCCAAGAACAGACACAAUGGUUCAUGCCCAAAAGGAACAGAAGUUCCAACUACUGCCUGGGAUCUUGCGAAAAGCGAGGUUCCCUAAUCCCCGGGAACCUCACGUAUUUUAGAAGCCAAGAUAAGCCACAUGGAGACUGAAAUUCGCAUCUUCUCUAUCCACAUCGUGACCAAAGGAAACCCUCCCUGGUGUCUGAUCAGGGCUGUGGCAUCACGAAACAUUGGAUCAUGACAUGUCGGGCAAUGCUUGGAAGAGCCCAGCAUGUACGUACACACACGUCAUGUGUGUGGGAAGGACAAAGCCACUCUCACAAGAAAGGGCACCAGGACUGCUCUCCAAGGAACUGGACCUGUCCAGACAGUUACACUCCGAGGUCAUUGGAGAGAAAUUCUGUAUGGGCAAGGCUAAGAGGGAGAGGAAGCAAAAGCUGUGUCCUGGCAGAAGGCCUGGGUUUGCAGAUGGGUGCCCUGAAUGGAACUACUUUAACUAAUACAUAGGGACUUCUGGUAUGCUUUCCUCUCUUUCUAAAGGAACUUCAUGACACUAAACAUUAGCCCAAAGGACCUCUUAGCCUCCAAUUGGGAGAUACCUUUGGCCUGCUCCUGCACCAAAGCCAUGUGGGUGGAGGUCAGAUGGCCUCCCUGAUUCUGCAGAGGGCCAGAAGAAUGAGAGAGAGGAAGGCUGCUGGCAGGGAAAUCGAGGAGGCAAGCCUAGAACUGCACCAGCUUCCCUGAUGUCUGAAGCCAUGGCUUUGCAGCGCAGACAGACCUUCUCUGGGAUGCUGGGAUUCUUGCCUGUGUGAAUGCAUCAAGUAUUCAUUUAUUGCCUGAAUAGGUAUUGCAUUAAGUCCUGUGUAAGGUGUCAGGCAGGCCAAAAAAAAAAAAAGAUGCAUAAGUCUUAACCCCCAACAGAGGUGUUCACAGUGUAGACAGGGAAAAAAAUGUAUAAACAAAUGUGUAAAAAGAGAAAUCAGCUCAUGGCUUAGGAUGGAAUUGGAGACAGGUGAGGGACACUCAGGAGCUCAUUUUCCAGCUGCUCUUCAGAGUGGAAGGGCUGGCUGGAUCAGGUAAGUAAGAAUAGCUGGAUUUUUUUAAAAAAAGAAAUGGAUACAGUCUAAAGAAUUAACUCACCCGGUACUUUAUUCUAAGAAGGGUCUGGCAUCCAUAUGAGGAAAAAUGCUGAGCUCCAGGAAAGAUGGGGAGUCCAAGUGGAUUAAUGAUGUCAUGCAUAAUUUUAAGAGACAAGGGAGAAAACACAAUGUAUAGCCAGAGAAGGAGAAGCUCCCAACCAAAUCCUGCUAGGAAGAGAGUGGGCUGCAGAUGAAUCUAUGACUCAUGUUUCCCUGUUUCAAAGGGAUCCUGGGGAAGGAGGGGAACAUGCUUGCAGUAUCUCUCCCUGUCUGUCUGCUCACAUAAGCAUUCCAUUCAUCUGAGCUCAUCGUGCUAGUGUUAUGUGUAUGUGCAGUUACACGAUUUUCUGUAUCAUAGAUUCUAGUGUGUUUAUACAAGGAGACAUCUGUGGUUUCCCCAACAAUUCCAAAAGGCUAUUUCAAAGGAACCAGCCAAUGUAUGAGAAAUGAAUGUAACACUGUGGACAUUGACUUCCUGCAUAAGGCAGGGUGACCCCCUGAACUCCAGAUGUCUGCACAGUAUCUUAUGUGUUGUUUUCCGUUGUGACGAAUGUGAUUGGAACGUUUGGGGAGCAUCCAGAGGGAUUUCUAAGUGGGAAGCAUUACACUUUGCUAAGUCAUGUAUUUAUUCCUGAUUAAAAUAAACCUAAUAAAUAUUUAACCCUUGGCACAUAGGGAGAGUUUCUGGGUUGAGGAGGAUGGGUGGUUCAUUCAGAAGCUCAGUGGGUUUCAAAUUUUCAAAUAAACGUGCAACUAGAGAGAGAGGAGCAAAGAUCACCCAGAGAAAUCUGGUGCCAGUUAGCAGCUCAGCAUCUUCUUUAGGUGCGGCCUUAAGAAAAAACCAGAUUGUAUGACUCUGGGGGGUAUCUUAUGAAACUUGAAGAAGGGCCUAAGGGAUUGAAGGAAAGACCAAAUUCUGAACGAUUGUUAUAAAAACAUCCCGCCUAGAUUUUCUGCACAUUACUUGUGAUAGCUGCGCUAUUCAUUCUUCCAAGAAUUUCUUUCUGCAGAUAUUUCUGGACACCUACUAAAUAGACACUGCUCAGGUACUGGGGCUAUAGCAAUGAAAACCAGAUGAGGUCUCUGAUAUCAUGGAGCUUGACAUCAUAAAUAAACAAGAUGCUUGGUAAUGAUGGUGAUGAGGAUGAGGGCAGGCUCCAAGCAGUCGCCUGGCAGGCAGGACAUCCUUCAGGUCCAGGCUUAGGAAAGGCCUCCAAGCAGAGGCAAUGUUUGGGCUGAGGCCUGAAAGAUGAGCGGCAAACAGCCAUGUAAAGAUCUAGGAAGUGUAUGGAGUCAGCAGGAAUAACGGGGCAAUUCCUGCAGGCAGGAGGAGCAAGACUGCAUGCUGAAGGAGCUAAAAGAAGGCAGGGUGGUCAGACUGAGGGAGCUAGGGAAGGAGGGAGUGUACUUAGGAAGUAUCAGGAAGGUCCUGCAGGGCCCUAGAGGGUAGGGGAUGGCAUAGGGUCCAUUCUAGGAGACAUGAGGAGCCAUUGAAAGGAUCCAAGUAGGGGGUAAGAUCAUUUCACUGAUAUGUUUAAAAGAUCAUGCUGUGUGGAGGACAAAUCUUUAAAAUUCCAGCAUUGUAUUGUCUAUUGACACACAAAGUUUGAA
This is a messenger RNA of Pongo pygmaeus (Bornean orangutan), 3888 nucleotides long. RefSeq names its product Src like adaptor (gene SLA). Gene Ontology annotation, molecular function: protein binding. The record is from RefSeq and is a predicted model, not a curated record. Lineage: Eukaryota; Metazoa; Chordata; Mammalia; Primates; Hominidae. The transcript has 8 exons. Bases 319 to 1149 code for a protein of 276 amino acids.